Molecule: messenger RNA, 1395 nt
Organism: Adineta ricciae
Lineage: Eukaryota; Metazoa; Rotifera; Eurotatoria; Adinetida; Adinetidae
Source: the annotation of a GenBank genome assembly
AUGAUGAUAUAUCGAGCAAAUGAUUACAAAAUUAAAUGGUUAUUAUGCGGUUUACUGUUAGGAACAGUCACGACCCUUUUUCUACCUAAGCUACUACUGACAAACCAAGGCGCAGUGAACACAAAUCUUGAAUAUCCGAACACGAAUACCGAACGUCGAUUUGCUCAAUACUCAAAGUGGCCGAUAUUCUUGUCUGAUCUGUCCUAUGACAUCAAUGCGUGGCGCUCACGCUGUUGGCUGAACCAAAAGAUCUUACCGACUGAAAACUCCGAUCAAUAUUACAAGACUAAUUAUACGAAGUAUUCAGUUUGUCAGAAGGUCAUUGGUGAGAUAAAAUCUAUCUAUGAUAUCAAAACAAAAGUCGCAGAAGUACAAUAUCCAUCGGCGUUUGCAGAAAAAAUAAAAAAAAUUUUUAACAAUGACGAAGAUCUGUAUGCUAAAGCACUGAAACAGGAACUUCAUUUUGUAAUUAACAAGUAUUCAUUUGAACAUACAGUUUACAAUCCACUCCGUGGCCGUCGUCCUGUACAACGACCUGAAGUACCGAUAGAUCAAUAUCUCAAAGAAACCAUGAACAAAACUAGUCAAUCUUGCGAUUUAUGUAAUUAUCAAAACAUGACAGCGAUGGAUAGUCUUGGUCGAAUGGAGAACCGGCAUGCUUAUUCAGCUGCUAAUGCAUUUAAAUUCGAUCAAUGGCAUUCGAUGUUCAUGCCACGACAACACGAUGUCACCAAGCUCACUUUCGACCAACUAAAAGAUGUGUACACAUUAGCAUGGAAAUGGAUUCUUGCUGUUCAUAAACAGUCACCUGCUCAUCGUUUUCCUACAUUACUUUGGGAUAGUCUUCCACACGGAGGAGCCUCACAAGUGCAUCCACAUAUUCACACCACAGUUCAUUCAGAUCAUUAUUAUGGUCAAUUCGAAUCAAUACGUUCAACGGCGGAGCAGUAUUAUCGCGAUUAUAAAAGUGUCGAAGGACAUCAACAAACGAACUAUUUCCGCGCGUUACAAGAUGUUCAUGCUGCAUUGAAUCUAUCGCUAUCAUUGGGCGGUAUAACGGUGUUUACACCUAUUACAUCAAGAAAAGAAUAUGACAUUGUCGUCCUGGCAGAGAACUUCGAUGAACGACUCAUUGAAGUAAUCUACACAAUUCUUCAAGGUUAUUUUAUCAAACUCAAACAGUACUCUUUCUCGUCAUGCCUGUAUUUACAGCCAUUGUCUUCAAAGACCGAUGAUCAGGGCUCUACACCGGUCUAUUUUCGCAUCAUUCCGCGCGGCCAAGCGUCUAGUUUAUUGUCGGAAGUUUCAAGUUUAGACUUACUUUCAAUUUACAAUGUUAACACACUCCCUGCUAAUCUCUUCGCUGAAGUGGCAACAUGGUUUAAGCCAAAAUAA